CAAUACUCGAUCCAUCGACAGUCACUUAAGGUAUCUUUAAGUAGGAAAGGUAGGUCUACUUCUUUACUUUUCAACUUGGUUAGCUCUGUCACAUUACUUCAAACGUAAGAAAUACAACGAUACAAAGAACCAUACCGUAGGACUCAAAGAUGGCUGAAAAUGUAGAUCGCGCUGCACGAACCGAACGCCUUUACGCAGGGUUUGUCUGCCGAGAAAUGAGUCAAAAGGACGGUCACAUCAAGGGUAUCUUUGACGGUAAGGAAGGUGUGGUAUAUCUUCCUUCGAGAAAGUCUCACAAUUGAACUCAAAAUACCGUGGAAAUCCGCAUUUUGUGUUACUGCAGUACGUUGUUGUUCAAUUUUAUCCUUGGUUUAAAUUUUCUUUCUUUUGUUUUUGGGUAUGGUAAUGUAUGGUAAUGAUUUUGAAACAAAAGAAAAUAAAAUUUAAACCAAAUUAACGAUAAAUUGAACAACAACAAUAAAAUUCUAUGUCGCACAAAUGAUAUGCUCAUAUUUCAUAUAAAUUCACGCGCACUAACAAUGAAAUGCAAAACGUCACAACACGUCACGACAUUUGGUUAAGAAUGACAAAUAACUGUUUGCAGGGUUGAAGGAAUGCAAGGGAAAAUUUGCAAAAAGUCAGGGAGAAUUUAUUUCCAGUCAAAUACUGUGACGGAUAGAAAAUUUCAUUUUCAAGUAAAGUCAGUUGUCAUAGAGUCACGAGGAUCACACAUAAACGCCUUUCUUCUCCCGAAAAGAACUGUAUAGUCGAUCGAAUUUUAUAAUCCAAAUACCGUGAAAAACAUAAAGGGGUAGAAAGUGAUAGAAAUGAAAAGAACACAGUAGGUAAUAUGCUCUUGAAGAGGAAUAUUCUAGGCGAGGCGCACAAAAACUUGGUGAUCACAGCACAUAGAUCAAAUUCUACCCCCCCCUCGGUGGGGGAGAAAUGAAUGCGUGACGAACGAACCCCAAAGGACGUCUGCGGGGGGGCUAUCGUACAUCGUGCCUACACAAUAAUCCUGCAUAAGAAGCCUGAAAUCUAUUGAUGGUGCAUAGAUAGUGCCUUCAAGAUGCCUUUGCCGAGCUUUAACUGUUUUUUCAUCGAGCCUUUUUCAAACAGUCCGUCGAUAUAUCAUCUGAGAAAAAAAUUACGGUGUUGAAUAGAGAAAGAAUCUGAAGAAUGAAUGACAAUAAACUGGGAUACUUAGGCAUGUAUUAAAGAGAGUCAGUGUUGUAUUGACGAAGCAUUUUCAACUUAACGAGUUGAAUUUACGAGUACGUUUUGUUCUAAAUGUGGUAUCGUGUCUCUCUCUUUGUGCUUGGAUGGUGCCUUCAUCGUCCUUAAAUGGUGCCUCAAGGACAAAGGCACGACGCACGAACACAAAGAACGAUAAUCGCGCCUCUAUGCAUGGAUAUGUAUUGUGCAUUGGCAAUUUGGUGCAUUAAAAAUUACGUUCAUACGCUAAAAAGGAGUUAUUUAUCAAAUAACCAUGAAAAUUAAGUUUCUAUACGCGCAGUUUAGAGGAACUGUAACAGUAAAGGUAGCGUUAGAGCAUUUUUUACAAAUGCAAAAAGAGGUAAAAAAAUAUGUAUAUGAAAAGCUAACAAUUUUUUUGGUUCUCGUGCCAUGUGUCAACCCUGUACAGGAUUUCUCUCGGAGGACUGAUCUUGUGUUGGUCCUGGGAUGAAUUUAAAGAUAAAAUAAAAACGUAAUCUAUUUAUUGAUUUUAGUUUGUUUUUAGGUUCAAAAGACUGACCAUGACAGCUCCAGCUCAACUUCGUCUCUUAUGGAACCGCGUAUCUUUCUACAAAUUUCCUACGUUCCCUUUCUCCGUGCCAAGAUCACAUUUACUUCAUGACAAGACCAGAAACUUGUUUUCAACAAGAGCAAGCCCAACAACAACAGAUACUUUCACACCGCUACCAAGAGAAGAAAUGCUUACAAAAUUUAAGUCAAGAAUAAAAGACCGACCAUCCAUGGCAGGUUCAACCGGGGAAGGAUUCCCAGAAUUCCUUGCAGAGCCAAGAGAAUCAUUCCCGCAUGGCGUGCUCGUUACCAAUCCCCAGCAAUCCUCACUUGCUCAGCUGACGGCAAAAUGUAUGGAAUAUGUGGAAGAAAAUCUCACACACCAUCCCGCUAUUUUAUUUCGCAAUCUCCCAGCCCAAACCGAGGAGGACUUCUCUAUCAUUGCUCGGGAAAUUCCAGGGAAAGCCUUGACUUAUGAGGGAGGAGCUUCUCUUCGCCAAAGAAUUGACGAGAAUAUAGGAACAUACACCGCUAACAACGAUCCAGAUGAGAUAUCGAUAGAUCCACACAAUGAAAUGUCAUACAACAAUGUAUACCCAUCCAAGGUAAGCUAUGUUAAAAUUCAGAGCAGUUUUAAAUUGAUACCGUUAACGAACGUUUCGCCUUUUCAUAUGUCGAUUGCCGGAAACUAUGAGAACAAUACUAAGGCCUAAUCACUCUAGAUUGUUAGAAGGGAAGGCGAUAUUCCGGCCAAUUAAGGUGUGUGCCGGGAAUGCUCUUAUUUCAUGAUCUGUUUAAGGGAUCGGGGGGAUAAAACUGAUAUUUGAAAGAACUGGAAAAUAACUGGCCUGGGAAAAUAGCCCACACUUCCCUUACUAUUUUGGUUGAAGCAAAUUUCCCUCGCGGAACGCCCAGUUAAUCACUCAAUCAAUUUAUUUAGGACAAUAUGUGGGAUGGGGUUGCCCUGAUCAUCUAAGCCGGGAGCUCAUCAGUGGCGAAUCUGGACCUUCAGAUAAGGAGGGGGGGGGGUCAUCCAGACCCUGAGAAAAGGGGAGGCCCAGUCUCCAAAAAACAUUUUUUCGGCCCUUCGGACCUCAGUUUGGUCUAAAAAUAAGGGGGGCCCGCCCCCCAGGCCCCUCCCCUGGAUCCGCCAAUGCUCAUGUAUGAAACGUAUGACAAUUAAAAUACUAAGUUUAUAAUAAUACAAUCUCUAUCCCCAGGUUUUCUUUUUUUGUGUCAAAGAACCCACUGAUGGCUGCGGAGGUGAAACACCGCUGGUUAAAAAUAGCGACCUUCUUUCGUCACUGGAUCCUGACAUAGUGAAAAGAUUUGAAGAGAAACAGCUGCGGUACGUGAGAUAUUUGCCUGAUAAAUCAAACGCAGAAUACAUGAACUGGCAGCACGUCUAUGACACAGACAACAGAGAGGUAGGUGGAUUUUAACAAAGUUCGGAUAGAAGAAAAGUAAGAUUCGCGAGUGGAUGUAUUUUCCCAAAUGCCAAUCGCUGAAGCUUAGUUAGAUACAUUCCUAGCCCUAGUUGUUUAUAUGGUGGAUUACCCUAUCCACUGGAUAAAUCUCUAUCCACUGGAUAGCGCCAUUGUUUUCUCUAACACUUUUCCGCUGGAUAGUGACUUAUCUUGUGGAUAGCGCUAUCCAGCAACGUUUGAAAAACUGUAACUGAAAUUAGUUAUAAGAACCAAAUAGAGACGAGAAGUCGUUACGUCACGUUGCCAUGGUAGCAAAAUUUUUUGGAUGAAAAUUCACUUAAAAAGUAAAUUCUCACUGUUUCAAAGUUCAUCGAUCUUAUUCAAUUUCAUGUAAUUUGUCAAACGUUGGCGAAAUUUUCUGGAUUUAAUCCGAAAGGACCGUAUCUGAGUUUAGAAAAAAAAGAAACUUUUUGUGUUGCGUUCACCUACUCCGUAAAGCGGGCGCGAGAAAUUAGUAGGUUUCAUGUCUCACUCGUGCAACGGUGGCUAAGAAACGUACAAAAAAAGCGUGAUGCACGUGCAAAGUUGUUGUUUUGCUAAUCUAAACCUAUCGGGGUUUUUUUGCCGUUCUCGAUACUGUAGCCGUCCUCGUUGCUUAAUCUCGGCCCUAUUGUUGUCAUCCAGAAAUUUGGCUACCAUGGUAACUUGACGUCACACUUCUCCUCUCUAUAGAUUUCUUUCCCAAGAAUCCAGAAUUCAAUCAGAGAGAUGUGGAAUCCGCAGUAUUAAUGUUCAGUUCCUUCUUAUCGCUGUCUAAUAGGUUGUGGAAACCCUAGCAAAAGAGCAAGGCAGGAAUUUCACCUGGGACCCUAGCGGUGAUCUGUACCUGUGGCAAAACAGGCCUGCCUUUAUACAUCACCCAGUCACUAGAAAGAAAACUUGGUUCAAUCAAGCUACGACACACCAUUGUUCCUAUUACCGUCUACUGCCGGGAGGAGACAAGAUCCAAGAAAAUAAAUAUCCAUCCCACACAUUUUACGGCGAUGGAAGCGAUAUCGAGCCCGCAGUAAUACAGCACUUACUCGCCACUGGCUGGUCAUGCGCAGUAGGGUUCAAGUGGAGAAAGGGAGACCUCUUGGUGCUCGACAACUUGGCAGUACAACAUGGGAGGCUUGGAUUUCAAGGGGACAGAAAGCUUUUGGUCUAUAUGACAAACUGAUAGAAUAUACAUUUGGAAGUCCAAUGCGAGAUUAAUUAUAUCCUUACAUCGACAAAACAUGCUUUGCAGCGUGCAAGCAAGCUCUGCACUUAAGAAAAGGUUGACGCGAAGAUUCAGUAUUCUACCCUAAAGAAACUGCUCUGUCUGCUCAAAGAACGGUUGAUUAAGAAACUCAGACUACCAAAAAAGGGUUUUUUGUUAUUUGGCUCCUGUCAACAAUCAAACGAUUAAAACAUUGAAAUUUUGUUCAUAGUUCAACAAUUAUAAUUUAACAAGGAGUCCGAAGGCUUUGGUUUUUUCUUUCGUUUGUUUGUUUGUUUUCGUUCUUUUUUUACCACAAAAUUAAUAAGAAACAAUGUACACUAGAUAUUUACUUGUGUCGCCUUGAUAUGUUUCAUGUUUAGUGUGUGUGUUAAAGCCCUAAGAUGGGUCCUUAAAGCUACUACGGUGGACAUCAAACUUUAAUUCCGUGUUUACAAAAUAUUUAAAUUUAAAAGAAUGGAUUUGUUGUGAAACUGGACAAGAUUUUUACGGACACAUUUUCGAUCAGUGCUAUUUUUUCGUUGGGCAUAUGUUUUUAUCCCGUCGGUUUGGUGCCAUAAAUUUUGGAUCAAUACACGUUUUGGUACGGUUUGGAUCCACGCACGUUAUGUACAUCAUAAUACCGCACUAUUUUUACUAGUACAGUAAUUAACUAUAAUUCUGUAGAAUCCAGAUUUCUCGAAAUCUAAGCAGGUCUUCAACAAUUUUUCGAUUUGGUGAGGACAUAUACCCGACCACUACAAGGGGAAAGGCAGAACAGCUGUCGGAAAUACUUUAUGUUGACUUUUAAGUAUGUUCAAACAUUGCACUGUAAUCGUUGGUUACAAAAUGAAAGCCUUUGGUAUUCUCCACUCUAGAAACUAUAAGGAGGAUAGGUACACGCUUUCGGCACAACGACUUCUGGGAUUAUUUGGGUGAUAAGCGAUACUUAUGAUUAGUUAACGGCUGCCUUGAGUACCAUCGAGCGAUCAUAACUAGAAAUACGUGAAUCGCAGAGUUUCGCGAGGCAAAGGUUAACGGCCAGAAGUAGGAAGAAAGGGAAGGAAGUCAAUAUGGAAAAUGGAAAAGAAAAUAUAUGAAAAAAAAAAAAACAAAUAAGUAAGCAAAACAACAACAACAACAAAAAGAAGAAGAAGAGGAGCGAAUUAAAUUAAGUAUCGAACCCGCACGUCCUGUGGGGGGCGACUUUUCUUUACCACUACACUAAUGAGGAUGAUAAUAUAAGAGGGAAGAAAAGUGUUUAAUUUAACGCCUUUUCCAUGGAUUUUCCGCCGGCAAACGCCGUUUAAGCUGAUCGAGCCUUAUUAAAAACGAAUUCAAAGAUAUAUUUUAGGAAAAUAACCGGGCUUUCGAUAAUUCCAACUAACUUCCCUCUCCGCAGAAGGUUUGAAAAAUCGGCAGUACACUGUAAACUCUAGGAAGAAUAGCCAAAAUCUCUGGGCGUGGUGAUUUCUGGUAUGGUUUUGGUGGAC
Molecule: messenger RNA, 5906 nt
Organism: Porites lobata
Lineage: Eukaryota; Metazoa; Cnidaria; Anthozoa; Scleractinia; Poritidae
Source: the annotation of a GenBank genome assembly